Messenger RNA from Erinaceus europaeus (western European hedgehog), 641 nucleotides. Its product is annotated as basic leucine zipper transcriptional factor ATF-like. The record is from RefSeq and is a predicted model, not a curated record. The transcript is spliced from 2 exons. The annotation marks the transcript as partial. Gene Ontology annotation, molecular function: RNA polymerase II cis-regulatory region sequence-specific DNA binding; DNA-binding transcription factor activity, RNA polymerase II-specific. Lineage: Eukaryota; Metazoa; Chordata; Mammalia; Eulipotyphla; Erinaceidae. Gene Ontology annotation, cellular component: nucleus. Gene Ontology annotation, biological process: regulation of transcription by RNA polymerase II.
CAUCUGGCUGUUGUGUCUUUUUUUCUCUUUCACUCUUUCUUCCUUCCUUUCGCAUAACUCACGGGUCCUUUCCCAGCGCUGAGCACGGCCUGGUGAAGUUUCCGCCCAUGUGACUUCCAGCGAGAGCCACCAGAAACCACAAGAGAGAGAGCGAGAGAGAGCCCCAGAGGGAGAGACAUGUCCCUGUGGGGGGCAGAGCCUCUGCACCCCAGAACCAGGAGGCCGCGGGGGUCAGAGGUGGCCACAGGGAGGGCUGAGGGGCGCCGUGCCGAGCGGGGUGGGCCGGAGGCACGGGGGGGCCGGCUGCUGAGCACAGAGAGGCCGGAAGCCUGCAGACAUGCCCCACAGCUCCGACAGCAGUGACUCCAGCUUCAGCCGCUCGCCGCCCCCCGGCAAGCAGGACUCCUCCGAUGACGUGAGGAAGGUGCAGAGGAGGGAGAAGAACCGCAUCGCGGCUCAGAAGAGCCGGCAGAGGCAGACACAGAAGGCAGACACGCUGCACUUGGUGAGUGCCCCCCACCCGCCGGGCAGCUCCUGGCUCCGUGACACCCUCCCUGUGCUGACAAGGCUCCCCCAGAGACCGCUCUCCCUGACACCCACACACGCCGCAGCAGAUGGGCUGAACGGCGAGGAGCCCAGAG